Messenger RNA from Neurospora tetraspora, 2323 nucleotides. RefSeq names its product transcription-silencing protein Clr2-domain-containing protein. Bases 178 to 1947 code for a protein of 589 amino acids. Gene Ontology annotation, cellular component: SHREC complex; mating-type region heterochromatin; rDNA heterochromatin. The transcript has a single exon. The record is from RefSeq and is a predicted model, not a curated record. Gene Ontology annotation, biological process: silent mating-type cassette heterochromatin formation. Lineage: Eukaryota; Fungi; Ascomycota; Sordariomycetes; Sordariales; Sordariaceae.
CGACAACCCAACCCAUUGCAUGUGCAAUUCCCAGCAGCAGCAUCAUUUGAGAUCACUUCUCAAUCAACUCUUCCCCACAUUUACCCUUCUUCAUUUCAUAACCAUAUCAACAGUGUUGAUUUUCACCGUUGAAGAGAAGUCUUUUACCCAGUUACUAGGACGCCGCCUGCACCUGUCAUGGUCACCAUGUCCGCCUCAAACGGCCAGGACGACGACAAGGACAAGAACCUUUACCUUGGCUUAAGAAUCGCACGCAGCGAUGGCAAGGGAUACGACAACCUCGACCACAAUGCACUAGACCCCAAGGAGGACCAGGACGUCGCGCAGCUUGAACGUUGGGAGGUCAUCAUCGGUGGUCAUUUGCAGCAUCAGCUCGGCCUCCCAAGCGACAAACAGUACAAGCUCGCCGUUCUACCCAAGGGGUACGAGCUUCGAUGCGCCAUCAGAAAGGACGGCGGUAGAGACUACUACCUGUAUGGUCACCCGGCUGGCCGCAAGGCUGUAUAUCGGACUCCGGGUGACUUCGUCUUACAUGCCCUCUUCCUGCUCAGCAAGCACGCUGAUCACAGUCAAUGUUCCUGCGAUCUCUGCGGUAAGAUGAUUGAGUCUCAGAAGCUGAGGCAAGCCGAUCAACAACAUGCACAGAGAAUCCAACAGGUACUGGGACAAAAGCAAAGGCAGCAGCAACUAGAGCAGCAGCAAAAACAGCAGGAGCAGCAACAAAAAGAGCAGCAGCAGCAGCAACAACAACAGCAACAACAGCAACAAAUCCAACAGGUGCAACAGGCGCAACAGGCGCAACAAAUCAUGCAACAAAACCAACAGCAACAACACCAGCAACUGGGACAGCAGCAAGCCCAAGGCAGCCUUCAGUCACAGGUCUUUGCGGCCCCAGGGGUUACAAGUCUCACCAAUGUCUUCCGCGCAGGCGAGCUGGUUUGGUACAAGCAUCAGGCUUGGAGGCUCGGCGUGAUCCUCUCGAUCGCCCCCAAGAGGCAAACGCCAGGCCCUGCGCCAGACGCGGCCUUCAACUUCUUGGUGGCACCCCUGGGCCACCGGACGUUGGGACAACAAAGCUUCUAUAUCGACGCCAAAUCCAUGCGCCCAUUCCUCACCUUCAGUGUUCCAGGUGUUGGCGAAAACUUCUCGAGCUUGGCAAAUCGGACAUAUGACUCGAUCGACUGGCCGACCUUCUCUGUCCAAUAUUGUCAGAGUCUUGGCCUCACGGAUCCCAGUCAGCUGGAUAUCGCCAGGCAGACCGUCGGACUCGAAGCGUCAAAGUUGGCGGCCAAGUACAUCAAUGAUUGCUAUUCUACAUUCAACAAACUUAACAAGUCGAACGCCAGUGGCGUGCAAGAUACCGUUUUCCAUGAAGGAGUCUAUCUCGGGGCUGAAAUGAUCCGUGUCGGUGAUCCUGUACGCGUCGUUGGAGGCCAUGUUGGCAACGGCCAUAACAACGGUGGUGCUGAGGCGAACGCUGUCAUGCUUGUCUCGGAGAUUGUUACGGAUGCCCACGGAAUGAAUAUUCGGUUCAAGGGUAAUCUUUUCCAGACCGUCCGGUCUGUUCCGCCCAUGCCACCCAACGUCGUCACCCCCGAGUCUCUGGGCCAAGUCUUUAUUGAAGAAGUCAUGUCAAGGAAUGAGAUCGAGAAGUACAACAAGGCGCGAUGGGGCUGGGCGUUGGUUGAGCGGGACGCGGUGCGGACCGAAGUUGACACACUGGGCCGCUUCUAUGUGACGCAUCGGUUGAUGAACAUCAUUGACCCGGCGCGGUUCACGGCGUCAGUCCAGAAAGGGGUGGUGGAGGAUGCGCACGCAUACCUGAACAAUCGAGCUCAUAGCGGGAGCGGCAGAUUCAAUGGUCCAAAAGCGACGCGCGCUGACACGUUGGGGCUGGCUGUAAAUGCGAUGUUCGCCGCACCGGAGGGGAUGGAUGAGAGCUUCUAGGAAACUUGGCUAUCCAGAGACAUGGCUAGGAUAUCUGGCUAUUUCUCGAUAUAUUAAAUUGGUGUAUGGGUUUGUAUUUCAAUUCGAAAGAUGUCUGAACAGAGGACAACGAGCGGCGAGGCACAUCAAGCAUCAAGAAUCAUGUAAAGGAAAUACGCGAUCUAGUCAACAGGAAGCGAUUCCGAGAACCAUUGGCAGAGGACGGAGGUUUGAACUUGGCUUACUGGAAGCGUACCUCCAAGUAUAUGGAUGACUGUUGUAAACAUGGGACUAAGAAUGGGAACACUUGUUAUACAGAUGGGGCUAAAGAAUGGGAUGUGAAGAAGUGCGCAGGAUGUUUCGCACUGAAUAACUUGGCUUCAUGUUUACACUUGCU